Messenger RNA from Bolinopsis microptera, 4259 nucleotides. RefSeq lists its product as uncharacterized. Gene Ontology annotation, biological process: dense core granule exocytosis; synaptic vesicle exocytosis. The record is from RefSeq and is a predicted model, not a curated record. The coding region runs from base 32 to 3829 and encodes 1265 amino acids. NCBI's taxonomy places the organism in Eukaryota, Metazoa, Ctenophora, Tentaculata, Lobata, Bolinopsidae. The transcript has 32 exons.
AGCUGCUACCCAACAGAAACACUCUGUAAAGAUGAUGUCUGGAGGAGAAUCAGACUCCGGUUCAGAUACUAACUCAGACGAUGUCUCCACCGAGGAUAUCUCCACCACGACCGGGAAUUCCUGCAGUGUAACAAGCAGUGGUACUGGUAUCAGCAGGCGACAUGAGUUGAGGCGCCGGGACGUCAUCGAACAGGAAACGGAACAGUUUGUAGAGGACAUGAAUAAGGAGCACGCGUACAGCUUCAUGGCACGCUGUGUUGCUUGUCCUAUCUCCCAGCCUCUUUUCAACAACGAGCUUAUGGAACCUAGGGAUAAGCGCCUUAACUGUGAGAGUAUGGAGCAGGUAGCUUUUAACUGCAAGACCCAGCUGGAGAUGAAGUUCCCAGUUCCACCGGGGAAGCCUGGCAGAGAUAACCGCUGGAACACUGAGCUGUACAUCAGAAAGCGGUAUGUUACCCCUGACAAGGACUACGACCCGCAGGAUUUAGCUAUACUCUGGCUCUACUGUCAGAUCACACCAACGAACGGUGGCGGGACUACAACGGGCAAGACUUCAGACUGGGACAUAUCUUCUCUUGGUCACGCUUAUCGGCUAGUCAACGACAGUCCUGGUGGACGUGUUAACGGUUUCACCUUGGAAUCCCUCACCUCAAUUACCAAGUCGUUCAUAGACAACUUCUGCAAACAAGAACACAAGGACAAUAAGAUAAAGGAUGAGGUGUGCGAUGUUGUUUUUAGGGGCAUUCAGUUCACAACCGCACCCACUAGGGAGUUGUCAAUGGACUAUUAUCUAGAGCUGCUGCAGAAGCUGCUCCAAGUAGGGACCCAAAGACACAAGCUUAUCUACAAUCACAGCAGGCUGAACAGUCUUGAGGCUCAGAUUGUCCGGCUCAGAGCUGAGAUUGAUGACAGGGACAAAGCGAUGUUACUAAACCAAAGAAGAUCAUCAGUAGAUUCUUAUAUGAACGAGGAGGACGCUGAUAAGGCUUUAAAAGAAGAAGAGGAGAAUCUGCGGUUAUUUAAAGAGAGAGUCCAAGCAGGAUCAACAGGGACCACCAAGUACCCUUCACCUCACCACACACCUAAGAGCAGUAGAGCUCACGGCGCCAUCAGGUCCCUCAGUGGUACCAUGGAGCGACCAACCGCUGCAGCCCUCAGUGACAAUCAAUUCAGAGUCAAACUCUCAAUUUGGCAGGUUGAAGUUUUACAAGGACGGGAACACCACACUUCUAGCGAAUUCAACUGCACAGCAAAAUGUAGCGGUUCUAAUAAAAAGAAAAGUUCGGAUAUCAAGCUGUUGGGCAAGGAUGGUAAGAUUCAAUUCGAAAACGAGUAUAACUUUACCACAAGGAGACCGGCCCCAGUGCUUUCGGUCAAGCUCAAGAAACUUAAAGAUGGACUAUAUUUUGGCACUCGAAAACCGAUAGCCUCGAAGAGGAUCAAACUUAACAUAAGACAUAAAAGUGGGCAGAUGCCCUGGAAAAGGGAGUUGAUGAAGGCGGAAACGUUCCACCAUGACGACGUUAGCGUGUUACUUGAAUAUAAAUACGAGGUGACAUUCAGUGAAAAGAUAAAGAUGCUUGGCUGGUUGACUGUGAGCGCAAAGAGCGGGCACUGGAAAGGGGAGAGGAAAAGUUUCUUUGUUCUUUACAAAGGAACAGGAUUGGAGGAUCACGGGUUACAAGAGAUCGGGAAGGAUGGCAGCGUGAUACGGAUUAUCCACACCCUAACCGACUAUGACGUCAUGAACUGGACCAAUGAUAACCAGGGCGAGCGAGAACAGCUGGAUGAGUUGUAUGGGUUCACACUAUUCCAGGAGGGAGAAGAGAUAUAUUUCUACGCUCCCACUAACGAUGAGAAGGAGAAGUGGGUACGACAGAUAUUUCUGCUAACCAAACAGACCCACGAGACAGAUGAUCGGUCCAGAUCCUCAUCUUCAACACAGCCAGAGGGGAGUGACGCAUUGGGUGGUUCAGAUGGGAGGUGCUUCCCAACUACAGACAUUACCGCUGUGCAGGGUAGACAUAGUAAAUACUUCACAGAAAUCACCAACUCUAUGAUACACCUCAACAUGGAUUUGGAGAGACCGGUAGCUGACGGCCGACUACAUAAAGCCCACGAGGCGCUUCUUCUGGAGUAUAAAGAUAGAUACGAUAUCAGCAACGGUUUGUACUACACUACAAUGUUGGACUGUUUGACGAGGAAGGUUGAAGAUGGUUACUAUGUGGACUACCAGCAUCUCCUGCAAAUCAUGGAACAAAUAUCGAGGGCUACAUUGAGAAAAAGUCAGCAUGACAUUAAAGAGAAAUCAAUGGAAAGAUUGUUUGAAUACAUUAAACUGAGUAUGGAGCUGAUCUUUCUGAAAUUUCCCUACAAUCUCCGGGAGAAUCAACUGUUUGGCUACAGUCUACUACUACAACAACUUUCCAAAGAUUUGAACAAAGAAAACGAAGUAGGGGAACUGGGGAUGCUGAUGAUAAAGGUAAUAGAGAAGAGCAUGGUUCACGAGUACGAGAAGAACAUCGCCCCCAGACACCUUGCAGAAAUGGGGCUCGAGAAGUUCAAGUUUAAAGGACUAUCACAGGAAAUGCAGUCUAAAGUGCUUUGUAACCUAAUGAACAUCACCUACAAGUUCCUCAUGUUCAUUGAUAACUUUAUCACAUUCUUCUGCGGUAAUCUUAUGAGUGAGUACAAAGACAUAUCAGAAACACAGAUACGAGAAUUGUGUGAGACCCUCUUUGGUCUAUACAGCCAUGACCUAGCUGAGCUGGUUGGAUACCUACCUGCCUGCGAACAGGGUGUCCCUCCACUACUACAGGUGUUUGAUCUCUACGGUAUCCUCAACAAGUUCUGCACUAAUGUUCCCUACUUAGAUUUUGGAGUUUUCCACAAAGAAAGUCUCCACAAGGCUUUCCUGGUGCAUGUGCUGACACACAUAGAACAAGAAGCUAACCAGAUAAUGGCCCAAACAGACGAGUACCUCUACAAGGAGACCUGGGUUAUCUCCGAACAAAAACAAAACAGCAAUGACGACUACCAGUGUAAAAGUGUGCGGUUACUCAAUCAACAGCUGUCUUCUUUCAAGGCUUACAUCGACAAUCUACAAUGGCCCAAUCCAGAUUUUAGGACAAUGUUUGCAGAGAUGGCGGAGGAAAAGACAGUUCAGAUAAAACUGAAAUAUGGGAACUUCAUUCGAGAACAAAUUACUAUCCAAGUCAAAAGAGACAGAGGUAUCUCAGAAUUGAGUCUGAUAAUGUUUAACAGUCUUCUAGCACUUUACAGCUCAGUGCCUGCCAAUUUGGAUCCAGCUGAGGACCUUGAUACUGUCGUUCAGGGAACAUUAGAGGUAUUAGCAAGUUCCCUAGUAAAAUACCUCAAGAAGAUCUUAUCAGACUGGAGCGGACCAUUCUUACUUGCAGCGGUGAACUGUCAUUUGUUGGGAAUAAAAAACAAGUUGUUCCGAGUCAAGGAGUUCAUCAUCAUUAUAAGGGGGAAAGCCAACUGGGUCAUUAAAUCCAUUCACCCAGUUUUCUCAGACACGUAUCUUAACGAAACUUACAAAACCCUGUUGUCUCACAUACUACUCUGGCUCGAGGAGGUCAAUGAGAACAAACGAUGUUAUCCGGCCCUGGUGUACGUCACACGAGAGUUGGUGGACAAGCUCCGGGACAUCUUCACUACCUCCCAGCAUCACAUCGUGGCCCAAGCUCCACCAAACAUCCAGGCUUACACCAACAUUGAGAAUAUACUUAACACUAAGGAUAUGGAGCUCAUUAUGCAAAACAAAGACCAGCUCCAAGACGACAUUCGGAGUAUGCUGACAGAGUAAACCUAAGCCUAGCAACCCUACUCAAUACGAAUCACUAGAUCAAGGAAUUGUGGAGACUAAAACGAAAUAUGGAUGACAAACACAUUUGGCAAUCCUUCCCGAAACAACUUCAAGCUGGAUAACCUUGGGUGAACACUCUACUGUAUAGGUGAACAUUAUUUGUGUAACUAAUUUUAUAGUGGGAUUUUCAAUGUUUUUGAAACCAAUUUCGCCAAAUUUUUCUUGAUGUGAAGUUAAGUUUUCUGUAUUGAUUGAGUAUGAUCAGAUUGAUGAAUUAAUGUUUUAUAUGUUCAGCAAGUUUGAAGCGAUUUUAAGAUUUUAAAUAUAUUUUUGUACAAUUUCACGAUUUUCAGACUCGUUUAUUAACAGUAAAUAUUUGUUUUUAAUUGUUAGAACCGGACAUUCAUUCAGAGAUCACUUAAUAAUUAAA